Molecule: messenger RNA, 948 nt
Organism: Anastrepha ludens (Mexican fruit fly)
Lineage: Eukaryota; Metazoa; Arthropoda; Insecta; Diptera; Tephritidae
Gene: Tom20
Product: mitochondrial import receptor subunit TOM20 homolog
Exons: 3
Coding region: 112-633 (173 amino acids)
Biological process (GO): protein targeting; tRNA import into mitochondrion; protein import into mitochondrial matrix
Cellular component (GO): mitochondrial outer membrane; mitochondrial outer membrane translocase complex
Molecular function (GO): transmembrane protein transporter activity
Source: RefSeq, a predicted model, not a curated record
CGUUCCCUCUGCCCGUUCUGUGUCGGAGCAAGUUGGAAUAAGUCAAGAUUUUUUGCAUUCUUAUUUGACAAAGAUAUUUUCAAUUAUAUUUAAGUUGUUAAGUCAUUUAAUAUGAAUGCAAUAAAUAAAACGGCGAUAGGCAUAGCUGCCGGAGUUGCGGGCACACUUUUUAUUGGAUACUGCAUUUAUUUUGACAACAAACGACGCGCCGACCCAGAGUACAAAAAGAAAGUCAGAGAGCGUCGACGUCGAAAUCGCAAAAGUGGAAAUACUGGCCGUAGUGGAAUUCCAAAUCUUAAUGACCACGAAGCAAUUGAGAGGUAUUUCCUUCAGGAAAUUCAAUUGGGAGAAACUUUAAUUGCACGGGGCGAAUUCGAAACCGGUGUGGAGCAUCUUGCAAAUGCCAUCGUAGUGUGCGGACAACCGGCCCGUCUCUUGCAAGUGUUGCAGACUUCCCUACCUGCACAAGUAUUUGCCAUGCUGAUUCUUAAAAUGCAAGAAUUUGGCAAUCGUGCAAAUGCUGAAAUGAGCGACACACCAAAAAUAGUUACAGCAAACUCGAUCGGAGGCGCCGAUAUUCCUACUGGGCUUGAUAGUGCCCACUCUGCAGUUUUGAUUGAUGAUCUAGAAUAGUUGUUGAGCAUAUACUGCAACUUGAAAGAAAUUUGCUUAAUGUAUAGAUAUUCAUAUAUAUAUGCUUAUAUUGUUGGCCUAUGUAUCUAUCUGGAAUGGUUAAUUACAUAUGCUUUAUGUACAAAUACUUCUUAAACAUUUAAAAUAAAUAUAAAGUAAAUAGAAAAAAAUUCUCACGGCUUCGAUUUGAAGACACUCAUAAAUGUUCCAUCGCAUGUAGAGAUACAUAUAAAUUGGCAAUUUACUUUGAAUUAAAAAUAGAAGUUAUUAAAUGUUAAAUAAACCUGAACUUGUCAGUAGCAAUUAAACAACGAA